Messenger RNA from Lymnaea stagnalis (great pond snail), 12288 nucleotides. NCBI's taxonomy places the organism in Eukaryota, Metazoa, Mollusca, Gastropoda, Lymnaeidae. The record is from the annotation of a GenBank genome assembly.
AAGAUGGCGAGGGCAACUGAGUUGGAAUGGGCACCAGAAUCUCUUUAUAAUACAGCGAUCUCUGCAGUUGUAAUGCGUUUUAGUCAAUACAGGAGAGAACUUAGGAAUCUUACAGAUGAUGUUAUAUUUGAUGUUUAUUAUAAGGUAAGUAGGUUUAUGCAAAAUAUUAAUAUUUUUCUUUAAAAAAAAUUAAAUACUAACUACUAACAUUAAAAUUAAACUAACUAAACACUGUUUAGUAAACACAACUGAAGCUGACUAACUCAACUAACUGACUCAAAAAAAACUGACUACUGACGUAUACUGACUAACUUGACUACACCAGGGGUUACCUACUUGGGUAAGCCCCUACUUGACUUUCUAACUGUCUCAACUGACUGAACAAACUAUGUGACUUUGAAUUAACUAGUUACUAGUUAACUAGUUAACCUAAUUAAUAAUUUAGCAAUUUAGAGAUAUUAUUUUUAAACAAUUUACCCUGUUGAAUUGAAUUAAAAUUAAUACAACUUACACCACCAUCAUUCUGUACAAAAUUAAUGAAACAUACUUAAAAUUAAUUUACUAAUUGACUAAUUAUUUUUAAUUAAAUACUGUUACGUAUUAUCAGUACUAGCCUACUAAGUCUAAGGAAACUAAAACAUUUGUCGGCAUGUUGUCUGAUUGCCAUAAUUAAUAUAUAAUAAUAAUAUAAUAUAAUAUAUGAUUAUGAUUUUAAAAGGGCUAGCCUAAACUCUUUUGCUGUUGUGCAAUGCACAGUGCGUUCAUCCGCAGUUCUAAAAAGCAAUAUUGUUUACAUAGAAGAGUGGUAAUUCAUUUUUUAUGAGCAAAAGCAAAGUUUAUUUGUCAUCAUUUGAAGCGUUAUUUUAUUAAUAUUUUAGGCUGUUUUAUUUCUUUAUCAAUCAAUUCUGUUGCUAUGGCAACAUUAGGCCCUUGUGGGUUGAGCAAGUUUCCUAGACAAUGAACAGCUCAAAAAGCUUUGGAAAUAUUUUAUACUAUUUCUAUUGAUAGUGAAGUUGAUUUAGAUUUAGAUCCAUCACAUGCCUACAUCAAAGGGUUUGGGGAAAAAAAGGUUUUGCAUAUCAUGUUUUCACAUUUGAAGUUUUUUCUUCUGUUACUUAUUUUAGCUAAACUGAAGAAAUAAUUUUAAAAACAUUCAGUUAUCUUUCAUUUGAUACCAAAUGUAGCCUUAUAAACCAAACCUAAAAUAUGACUUUUUUAAAAAUAAACUCAACCUCUCACUCUUUUUUGCUCUUUGAAAAAAAUGUAGAUCUUUUUCAUUUGAAAAAUUCUGCUGCAAAAGAGUUAAGCUCUGUAAAAAAAACACCCAAGUUCAACUUUCCAUAUUUUAUGAAAGUAUACUAAGUGGAGUAAUUCGGAGUAUUGAUUUUUUGGGGGGAAUUUUUUAAAGCCCCUGUUUUGAUGACAAAAUUAAUUAUUAGAAAAAUGUGGCAUAUAAUAAUGCAAAAAAAUGAGAUCUCUACAAAGGCUAUUAUGAUAUAACUAUAAAAACAUAAAUGUGCGUCAAUAUUUUAUAUGCGCAGAAUGUUGCGCAUACAAAUAUUGAAGUACAUAUACUCAAGUCCAUAAGGCAUUACUACUACUACUAAGUAAAUAUUUGGUUAGCUGUGUGGGUUUAGCCAAGAGUUGUCUCACCCUUAGAGUAUUGAUGCCACUUUGGGGAAUCCUAACUCUUGACUUAGGAUGACUAAAAUAACAGUUGUACUAGCACAAUGUGUAUGAUUACUUUCCAAAUCUAUGCAUCAUUAAAUAAAUCUGACGAUCGAUACAAUUUGUAUCAAUUAUUAAAAUGACAUUUUCAAUUUUUUAAAAAUUAAAAUUUAACAUUCAAUGUUGAUAUGAACUAAAAUAAACAAACUCAUUUUUGCUGACACACCGAAAUUAACACUGUUGAAAAAGCCGUGCACAUUGCUAGAAGUGAUGUCUUUUGAUUAAUUGAAAAAAGAAGAACAUGUAUGUCCUUAGCUUCAAUCAUGUCACCAUAUCACAGUAUGUUUCAACAUAAUUUCCUGAGGAGAGUAGACCCCUAUCCUACAUUUAAAACAAAACAAAAAAUGAGGGGGGAAAAAAUUGGUAUCAACAAACUAAAAAUCAUAAUCUUUUGAAUAUGUAAGUGUAGCCGGAAGUGAACCCAGGUAACUUCCAUAUCCUUUAUACUGUGGAAGACAUUGCCAAUCUUACUGCUAACCCAAUCCUAGCCUUACUAGUAUCAAGGCCUGCAAUUUAGUACUUAGACUUAGUUAGGUAUCAUGUUUUAGUCUCUUACUCUUAGCUAAGUAUUACUUAGGUCUGCUUUAGGCUUUGACUUAUAGAGAUGUAGAAACCAUAGACAUACUGAACUCAAGUUUGGUAUUUUGACUCAAAUUUCAAUAUACCACUGAUGCAGUUUGAAGCUUAAUAGCUUUUGAACAAAGAAUGGUUACUGUUUUUUAGUGUUAAAUAAUUCUAUUAACAGCUUUGCAUUUUGAUUAGAUAAUAGAGAAUAAACCAGGCAUUAUGAAUGUCUGACAUGAGCAGUUUCAUGGACAAUAUGUUGCAAAUCACAUGUGUUAUAUGAGCUAGUAAUUCUUUUAACACACCUCCCGCUUCUUCAAAAUUCUGCAUCUUUAUCAAACCAUAAAGGUUCAGCUAAACUAUGGGUUUCUAUCAUAUUAAUGUUAUUGUUUGAUAAAAAUUUUCAGCUAAACCAAUGAAAUCAAAUGUAAUGCUGAUACAAUGUUGUUUUUUUAAAUUAUCAAAUAGCUACCGUUUAAUUUUAAUGUGAAGAAAGGACCAUUUCCUUUUUUUUUCCCCUUUUUUUUUUAUGUUCUCCCUUAUGUAUAAUUUUGUAGCAACCCAAAGUAAAUGAACUUAUCUAUUACCUUAACUUCUAUUUCCUUUAUUUCAUUUGCUUUUGUAUUUUAUGUAUUUCAUUUGGAAUAAAUAUGGACUCAGUAAUUAUAAAUGAUUAAAACUAUAAAUUUGCAUGUUUUUUAAUAAUAUAUAUCAUGUCUCAUAUUUUCUUUCCAUUAAUCAUUAAUAAAUCUUUAUCUUUAAGCUCUAUGAUAAAAAUGGACUUGGAGAUCUUGGAAAUGAAUUUAAAGAUCUGGAUGUUUUCUCAAGAGUACUUAGGGUCAUGAAUAAAAGGUAAUACUGAUUUCCAACUUUUAGUUUUUAUCAGUCUAAUUUUAUAUGGAUACAAGUAAAUGUUUUGAUGAUGGUGGGGAUGAUGAACUGUUCUUGUUUUAUGUGCAGCUUUGGAUAGAUUUAAAGUAAUAUAAAACUAAAUGUGGUUUAUACAUUUGCACACAAAAAAGUGUCUGAAGUUGUUAACACAAAGAAAAUUGUUUUAUAAUUGUGUGAUCAGUUUUCUGUCAUUUGUAUUGUUUUUCUUAGUAAAUAAGUACCCUCCUCCAAUAGUCACAGAGUGACUUUCCUUUUACUGAACUACUGCACCUUUGUCCCUGCUGCAAAGUUUUAGCACAGCUGAUUCAAUUGAAAAUAACAUUAUCCUUUCUAAAAGCACAAAUUGUUCUUUAAAACCACUUUCUUUACAUGCUUCUGAUCUUUGUUUUUUUAGGGGCAUUUUUACAUAUAGUUAAGAUAUAAGUACUAAGUAAAUUUAAUUUAUAAUUAUAAUGUUGUUUUUUAAUACUGAUAAAGGUAUUUGCUGAAAGGUUUAAAUUUGUAUUUUUGUCUAAUCAUAAUUAAGGCUUAACAUAAAUUGUUUUUUUACAUAAAAUAUCUGCGUCUUAUUAAUCUCUCUAAUACCAAUAUUGUUUUUUGUUAACUUUUCAGUCUCUUUAUUUUUUAAAGUAAAUGUUAGAAACACAUGAAAAAUUCUAUUAGGGUCUAAAACAACAUAUUCUGUUACGCAGAAAUUCAGAUUUUAAAAUAAGUCUUCUAAAUUUGUUCAAAUUCUCAAGCACCAAUCAUGACACCUGAAUAGUUGCUCAAAUUAGUUUUAAUGCCAUUUUGGAAUUAUAAUUUUACAAGGAUUCUACUUCAUCGAUGUUUUCAAGCCAUAAUGGACAACGAGGAGAACUUGGCAUGCAUUUUGUCAGUUGAAUUUUGCAAGCGCAUCACACCAGAUGUCUUAGAGAACGAAAAUGUCAAGGGCAGAAUUAUGCAGUUAGGAUUUUCAUUAGGUAAAGUGCAGAUAUGAAUGUUUUUUUAAUUACAAUAUCUGACACAAAUAAAAUCAUUAAAGAUUUUAAUACUGUGUCACAAAGUUCAGCACUCCCUUUGUUUAAUUUUAACCAUCUGUUAAAUUGAUGUGCAUUCUUGCAGAGUUAUUGAUAUAUUUGUAUCUUAAUUAAAACACUUUGAUUACCGAAAGAUGAUUCAUAAUUCUAUUGCAUUGAUUUUAUGUUGAGUUUAAUUCAACUGAAAUUUGUUAAAAUGUUUAUUGAGACUUAAGUUUAUUAUUAGGUGUAAACUAAAUUUCUUUAGUGAGUCCAAUAUUUUGUCGUAAAAUUAUAAAUGCCUUCUUUUAAGUUUAAAAUGGCCUGUAUUUAACUUAAUGCUCCUUAACAAGCAUGUUGCAUAUUUGUUUCCCUAGGUGCAUUUCUCUGUGAGGCUGGCUGGUUUGCUGACAGUACAGUUAUAUACACUGCUUGUCUUGAUGCUUGCAUAAAUGAUGAGAGCACACCAAAUAAAUAUAGGGCUAUGGAAUUUGCAGUAAGGUUAGUUCAGCUCCAGGUAUAAAUGUUUUUAAAAUGAUCUAGAGAGCCAUAAAGAGAUAUCCAUUAGCCAUUUUGUUGCUAAAAUCCCUGAUGAAUAAGUUAAAUCUUUUCCAUAAGCCUAAAAAUUAAUGGAUUAAAUGUGAAGCAAACUGAGAAAUUGAAGUAGGCUUAGCCAGUUAAAAAAGGCAUCAGUUGUUUUGUUUCAGAUUACUUCAUAGUCAGAAUGUCAAUUGUCAAUACAAGGAUGCGGAAGAGACAUAUAAUAAAGCCUUAAAGAUUUGCACUGAGCUUGAGGGACGUGGUCAUAAAGUAAACAAGGCUGUGCUGUAUGCAGAACACUGUGCUCUUUUAUUUGCACAGAGCAGAUAUACACAGGUAAGAUUUUAUUACUGUUAAGAGGACCAAACAAUAUUUUUUGUACUGGUAUAUAUGCUCCUCAUCUAUAUAGAGAUCAAAUGAAAGGAAAUUUUAAGGAUAAAAGUUGCAGAAGUGGAAGAAAUUUUUAAAGUUUUAUUUAGACAAGACUAUAUUUUUAGAAAAAGGUAAAUUCCACUCAAAAUUUGAUUGUAAAAUUUGAAAAUUUAGUACAAGUGAACAAAAAAAGCAUGCACAACUAUCAUAAUUGAAAUUAAGACAAUUUUCAUUGAUAUGACUUUUCAAAUAACAUUUGACCUGGGUUUUCUGUCACAGGCCUUCAACACUUGUCAUCUAGCAAUCUUGGAGCUCAACUCAAAUAUGCCACCAAUGGCUGUGGUUAAUGUCAUGAGGUUAUGCUCUAAGGUAAACACUUAGGGAUUCACAUGCUAAGAAGCAUUUAAAAAGAUCAAAGUCGAAGCCUCUGUCAAACUCAGUUCUUUCCUUGACCUUUGAACCAUUAUAAAGUGGAUUUUUUUUAUUAUUUUUUUUUUUUAAUUUUUUUUUUUUGGUUUCAGUUUUCAACAUUUUUUAGACUAACAAAACUUCUAACAUCAAUUAAUUCUCAGUCCAGAUGUUUGUGGGAGUGGUUUAACUUUUAUUGGGAUUAUAAUGAUUUUAUGCAUCUGUCAUGUGUGCAUUUUUUUAAAAAGUCCUAGUGUUCUGUAUUUCAAUUUUUUUUUAGGCCUGUGUAGUGAAAAGAGAAUUCAAGACUGCUGAGCUGUUGAUCAAAUAUGCUGUUGCAUUUGCAAGGUACACAAUCAACAAUAUCUUUAAAAUCUGUUAAGGAGAACAUAUUUUAUCUUAAGUGGGGGAAAAAAAACAGCUAUUUUAAACCUUUUCAUAAACUUUUAAUUACACUUGAAAAGAGUAUUGUUUAAUUGUCUUUCCUUGACAUCUUGACUACAAAAUUUAUUAUCAGUUAUACUUAUCCUAAAAAAAGCUGAAGGCAUGUUCACAUUUUCAUCUACAACAUCCAUGGGUCUUCUACAUAUUCCCAUUUGUGGUUAAAAUUUCAACCAGGUGUAUGAAUAAAGAUGGUCGCCUGAAUAUCCCACAUUCAUGAUAAUAAGGGCCAUAAAUUUAACCACUAUCAAAAUUUUUACAUGGACAGUACAGUGGCUGGCUAGCUAAGCCAGUGGGUCAUCAAGUUGAUAGGGCCAAAGACAUUGGCCUCAUCCCAGUUUGAGCAAUUCUUUUACAAUUACAUUUUUUUCUUGUUAUUCAACUUUUGAUUUCAGUGUUUUUAAAGUCACUUUUAGCAUGAUCUUUUUCUUUUUAAUCUUUUUUUUUUUAUUUUUUAAAAAUUACAUCCCUGCUGCAUAAGUAACCUUUAAACUGACUUUUUUUUUUUUAUCAUGGAGGCAAUGUUGCCUCAUCUCUGCUCUUGUCUUCAUCAGGGAAAAGUUUGGCAAGUAUCAUCCUAAACAUGCUGACACUCUGUUGGAUUAUGGCUUUUUCUUGCUCAACUCAGACUGCGUUAUACCAGCUGUGCAAGUCUAUCAGGUUAAUGUUAACAUUUGUUCAAACAUUUCUUUUGGUGCUACUGACAAUUAGAGUUUUAACCCUUUUCUCAUGGGGGGGGGGGGGGGGGGGGCUAUUCGAAAUUCAAAUGACUUGAUGUGAUUAAGAUAAGAUCUCAAUUUGCCAGUAACUUAUUUGGGAACUAUAAGUGGAGUCUUCUGCUUCGCUAAUAUAAAAUGACUGAUCCUUAAUUAUUUAUUUUUCAAUUCUCUUUCCCAGUCCAGUUAGAAGUUGAAUGCUACAACGUUAAAGUGAAUAUCAUUUUAAUGCUUACAUCAGCGUUUCCCAAUCUUUUAAAAGUUUGGACAUUGCUUAAGGGACAGGCUGGAGAUUUAUAAAUUGUAUUUUCUUUUUUAUUCGACCAUAAAAUUUAAGUCGUACGGACCGGCAACGUUGGCCUUGCUGUACGGUGCCGGGCUUGCAGACCACCAUUGGGGAACGCUUGUGUAUAGUAUACACAAGAAAUAAUAACUGUAAUGUUUUUCAAAUCCUUAAAUCAUUUCUAUUCAAUGGAUAUGUUAGAAUGAUCAUAGCAGCUCCUGUGAUGUAAAGCUGCUUAUGCCUUUUAUUUUUUACAAUAUUUUUAAGCUUGCCCUUGAUAUACGGCAAUCUGUGUUUGGUGGAAACAAUUUGUAUGUGGCUAUAGCAUGUGAAGACCUGGCGUACGCCUCAUAUGUCAAUGAGUACAGCUCUGGGAAAUUCCAGCAUGCAAAGUAAGCAGGCGAGCUUUAAAUUUCUUUUCAACUUUAUUAGUUUGGCUGACUUGUCACUUCUAGAUUGAAACGAAGAACUAAAUUUUAAAUGAUUCUUAGAAAAUAGGAUUCAUUACUUACAUUACAUGAAACCAUUGUCUCUAAAAAUGAGCUACACAUUACCAUUCUUUACUACAGCCAUUUUACAGCCAAGUUCUGAAUAAAUAUGACUAAAUAUGAGGAUCACUGACUCCUUUUUUUCUUUUUUUUCCUGCAGAGACCACGCUGAGAAAUCAAUGGGUAUUUUAUGUAAAAUUCUGCCUGAAGAUCACCUCUUGUUAUCAUCAUCCAAAAGAGUUAAAGGUUUGUUUCAGUUACAACAUCAAUAUUUACUCAAAAACCUGAAAAGAACAAUAUUUAUUAGUAACUAGCACAUCACUGAGCCCGGGUAAAAUUUCCAUUCAAAAGAUUGUGCUUGUGAUGCUAUUGUGGUUCUAGACAUUAAGCUGUAAUAAUUUUCUUUCUUUUUUCAAUAGGAUGUAAUAAACCGCAUGUUAUCCUAAAUUUAAAUGAAUAAGUAUAUUCUUUGCUUAAGUAAUAUGCACAUGUUACCCAAUUUACAAGAAAGACAUAAUUUACUCAUAAUGAGAAUUUCCAUAAUAAUGUCUAUGUUCUAGAACGGUUUUGUACAAUUCUCUAAAGUUAAACAUCAUUCAGCCUAACAAAUAUUUAUGCCAUGCAAAAUAUGUAUUCUAGCUAUUUAUGACCUUUGAGAACACUUACGGCUCUGAAUCAAUAACAAAGGUUCGAGUUAAAAAGAUGAAAUUGUAUGUCAUAAAUGCUCUAGUCUUGGCUCUUGGCCAAUGCCAAUAUCAUCUUAAGCAGGUGUCUACUGCUUGCAGGAAUUAAUAGGUUAUUAUAGAAACAAAAAAAUUUAGAGUUAUUUUUAGUAACUUGAACCAGCCAUUUAUUUAAAUGAGAUUCUUAUGCUCAAAAGCAUUGUCAACAAUUUUUAGACAUCUGUACACUGUCAAACCCUUGGUGUAGAAUGAUGCAGGGUUGUUUUUGUGAAAGAGGGCGAUCAUAUUAAUUUAUUUUUUUUAAUCUCAUGUGAAUUCUCAAGGUUUGAAAGGGAAAGGACAGAAAAAAAUAUGUGGGGUCAAGAGAAUACUUGUGUUUUGGAUUUGAGUUAAUUUUAUAGUGGUUUUUUUUUGUUUUUUUUUUUAACAAUAUCUGAAACUUGUGUUAUGGUGUGUACUGUUAUCCUUACAAGAUGGGAGAUUUUGUAGUAAACUAAGUUAAUAGUAACCAUGGCUUUAAGUUCCUCUUGUAAGAAGUGAUUUAGAAAUCAGUGGGUUCCACUUUAUGUAUGCAGCAAGUAUCUUAGGGAUAUAUUGAACCCAUUGGUGAUAACUGAGCUACAUGUCAGCUUUGCAGAGAACUGUGCAUGGUAGGAAAGCCUAGACAGGGAAAUGAAAUUCUUUUCUAUGUCAUGAAAAGUUAACCCAUCUUACUUAGAACAAUGAUGCUCAUUGCACAGCCAAAGUUAACCCAUAUUACUUAGAACAAUGAUGCUCAUUCCACAGCCAAAAGUUAACCCAUCUUACUUAGAACAAUGAUGCUCAUUCCACAGCCAAAAGUUAACCCAUCUUACUUAGAACAAUGAUGCUUAUUCCACAGCCUUAAUUCUUGAAGAGAUUGGCAUAGACUGUACUGAUAAAGUGGAAGAGAAACGGUAUUUGGAGGAGGCCCUGAGUCUCCACCUGUCAUCAUUAGAACAGGCUCGGUCUGCAUUUGGAGAGGAAAAUGUACAGACUGCCAAGCAUUAUGGGAACCUUGGUCGCCUUUUUCAGUCAAUGAAGCGAUAUGAUGUAUGUAAUAAUGGUUGUCUUUUCCCAUGUAAAAUAAGGAUUUUAAAAAAACGAUUUGGACUUAUUUUUUAAAAAAAACCAAGAUCAAUAUUUAUGACGAUGUUUGUUAACAACUGAGAUUCUCAGAGCCAUGCCUUGAUUUCAGACAUGGGGGAUGGGGGGGGGGGUGUAAUGAGUUGUAGUUUGGGAGAAACUGUUCAAUAUAAAACAAGGCAGGAGGGAUUUAUUUAUUUUUUAAAUUUUCUUAAAUGAAAUUGAAAUUUUCAUCUCUUAAAAUAAAAAUAAAGCUAGAAAUAAAUUUUUUAAUGCUUGGAAAAUUAUUCUUUUUAGUUUCGCUGAGUUAAUGCAGAUCAACAAAAUUCAUAAUCUCCCUAAGUAAAGUGCCUGAUAUUUUUUCCAAAGGAUGCAGAGAGAAUGCACAAGCAGGCCAUUGAGAUCAAGGAAAGGUUACUAGGGCCUGAUGACUAUGAAGUCGCUCUCUCUGUGGGUCACCUGGCUUCACUGUUCAACUAUGACAUGUUUAAGUACGAUGAGGCUGAGAAGUUGUACUUGAGAUCUGUCAAAAUAGGUGGGCACUCAUGUCUUGGGAUUCUUUUAAGUUCUGUUCAAAAUCUUUAAAGCAUGUGCUCUGGAAUGAAGAAUGCUACAACUAAACAUCAUUCAAUUAUUGAAGAAGUAAUAACAAGCAGUUUUAUAUUUUUCUUCUGUAAGAUAUGUAGAUAACUUGAAAAAAGGUAUAUUGCUGGCAAUGUUUUUAAAGCCAUGACAAGUUACCAUACUUUAUAAUUUAUCUCAAAUUGUAUUAUUACAAUUCCGCAGUGGAAUCCCCCUAAAGAAAUUUAUGCUCUCCGGGUUCUUGCAGGAAGACAAUUAUUUGGUGAAGGUUACAGUGGCCUAGAGUAUGAUUAUAGAGGUCUAGUGAGGCUUUACACACAGAGAGGGGACUUUGCCCAAGCCGCACACUACAAUGAUAUCAUCAACCAGUGGUCAGUUAUCAGGGACACCCACAAUGCUAGAGAGGUGAGUGGGCAAUGGAAGGUGCGUACUAACUUUCUCUUUCUUUUUUAAAAAUCUUUUUAGUUGGGAAGAAAUUUUUUAGAAUUACUUAACAUUCACGUGCAUACAUAUGGCAUUUUAGAGUUUUAGUCUUAUAACUCUGUUACUGCAUAUUUGUAGAAAUUAGCUUAAAUUUUUUUUGUGUAACUGUUACAGUAAUUACAGUUCAAAAAACUGUACAAGUAAAUCAACGCUACUACCUGCUGGCAUACUUAAUUUAUAAUCGGAUCAUCUCAAAAAAGUCUGUUGUAUUAGUGCAUUUUUAAGACUAUCAAAAAGAAAAUAUAACGUUGAUAUUUAGCAUUGCCACAUAAUAUUCCUUAUUGAGUUAUCUGGUAUGCUAGGGACCUUCAUGGUUAUAAUUAUGCACUCAAUUUUAUUUUGCUACAUUUUUCUUCAUAUUUUCAAAUCUUUUAAACCAGUGGUUCCCAACCUUUUUGACUUGCUGAGCCCUUUGUAGAAUUAAUACCUAUUAGUCUACUCAAUGUCUUACAAGUUAAUAGUGUUUAAGAUUUUCCCGGAGCAGCCCCAGAGUCUAUGAGAAGUGAAUACUGAGCCCUAUAGCAAAGCUUGGGAAGCACUGAUCAAGGAAUUGGUGCAAAACCCUUGUUGCAAGUAGACUUUAUUAAUUUACAUUGGGUUUUCUUAGUAACAUAGUUCUUAAGUGGGACUUACCAUUAAACCUCUGAAAACAAAGAUUUUCAUAUAAAUCGUUUAUACAAUUUAAUGUCGAGUAAUUGGGGAAGGGUGGGGUGGAGAUGAAAAUUUGACGAAACAAGCAUUCAAAUAACGCAGUUAAUAAGAAUUCCAAUUCGUGCUUCCUCUCAACAAGGCUCGCCACCGCACAUUUUUUUUCACGCCCCUGAACUACAUUAAUAUUCUAAUGUCCCACCCGCUUUUACACCACAGAUUUAAACCAUUUCAGAAAAAAACUAAAGAAAAUAUUUCGCACCAAACGCACCAUAUUCUUUUUUUUUUUUAAGAAUCUCAUUUAGCACAGUUAUCUGGAAUUUUAUGUCAUGAAAUCAGUGGCAUCAUAUUUCUUUCAUCUUCCCUUUGAAAAACAUGAAAAACCUUUUUUUGGGGUUAUGGGGUGGGCUGAACAUUUGAUAGAAUGUGUUGUCAUCAGCAAUGAGUCUAUUUGCCAAGUUUCAGCUCAAUAGGCUGAUGGGAAGUGGGUCAAUUUGCCAGCCAGCCAUGAACAAAAGGGAAGUUAGUAUGAAGGAUUUAAAAAGGUUGUGCACCACUGAUCAAAUUUAAUAUCAAGCACCACAUACCUCAUUUAAUUUUUUUUUUAAAGCAUUUAAAAUAUUUUGUUUUAAAAGCCAUCUUUCUUUAUUUUUCUGACUCAAAGAUCAACCCCCUGGAGUACGAGGUCACCAUGACAAUACCUGAGCUGGUGGAGCUAGUCUUAAAAAAUCAUUCAGUCACCAAUUCAUCAAAGGGUGCCGACCAUAAAGGGGAUGCCAAAGAAAAUGCGGAACGUAGUACAGGAGAAUGAACCACUAUGUGAUUUCCCAGUAAUCUCGGGACAUUAAUUCUGACCCGCCGGCCCAGCUUAUCGAGCGCCUGAGGCAGUGCAGUCAUGGGAUUAAGGGUAAUAUUUAUUAUGGUAUGACUGCAAGAAGGAUGACCAACUGGUUUGGACAAGAUUGACCAGGUUGGCAACAGCUGAUGGUGAAAAUGGUGACAUGUUGCUUCUUCUGUAUGAAUCCAGGCUGUGAUCAUCCAUUUUUUUUUAUCGUGACAGCCUGCACCCAGUCAAAUAAGCAAACAACUUUCAAUUUUAUCUUAGGAUUGAACAUAAAAUUUUUGGAUUGACGAGAAAAAGUUUGUUUGAACAUUGUAUUCUAAUUGAGGAUAUAAAGGUAUUCCCCCCUUUUCCCUUUUCUUAAAAUGUGUUUUUCGUCCUGUAAAACCAAAUAAUUUUACAGCAUAAGCAGAAAUGAAACCAUAGUUUUGGGCAAUGUGUCCUAGUUUGUGCUGUAACAUGGAACCCCAUUGGUGAGCUGUUGGCCCACCAGAUGUUUUUUUUUUAAUCGCACCCUG